Dermacentor andersoni is the source of this 1779-nucleotide messenger RNA. RefSeq names its product neprilysin-1-like. Gene Ontology annotation, cellular component: plasma membrane. Gene Ontology annotation, biological process: protein processing. Gene Ontology annotation, molecular function: metalloendopeptidase activity. NCBI's taxonomy places the organism in Eukaryota, Metazoa, Arthropoda, Arachnida, Ixodida, Ixodidae. The record is from RefSeq and is a predicted model, not a curated record.
AUGCAAGACAUGGUCUACUCUUGGUUAUUCGGCUUUGAAACAACUCUACGAGAGGGCUCAAAGAUCUUCCCAAUAGCCCGCAUAGCACUGAUCAUGUUUCAGACCUGCAUGGGCAACUCCUCCGUGUACGGGUCAACGAUUGAAGAAUUUCGCCUCUUGCUGAACAACCUGAGCCUGGCCUGGCCAGAGAAGCCAAGGGCGGACGUAGACGCGCUGGGCGCGCUCAUCUCGCUGGCAUACCACUGGCGCGUCGAACUGUGGGUUUCCAUGCGAGUGUUCUCGGCACGUCGGAAUGCGAAAACAAGUAACUGGAUUAUUGAAUUCGCACCUGCUCCUCAGUUGCCUUUUUACCUGCGGCACCACCGCAGCGUGAACAGACAUGGUGGUUAUAGCACAUACUGGAGCCAGUUCUACCAGGUAUUCACCAACACUAGCCCCACAGACAACUUGCGGCAUGCGAGAGAUGCAGCCAAUCUAGAGGGCAAUAUACUCAAGAAGCUCAACGAGGCCCUUCACGUGUCUCCCAGAGAUGCGGCGCAGUUUCCCAUCGGCGAAAUACAAAAGUACACACCGAACUUAGCAUUUUCCCGGUGGCUGCGGCAUCUUCAGCACACCACAACGCUAAGCCCCGCGCUGACCGUCAAAGACGAAAUAGUCGUGACAAAUGUGAAGUUCCUUGCCACCGUAGGCGAGCUCUUCCAAAAUUACACAAACCAAGACAUUCUGUCAUACUUGGCGUGGCAAUUCGUUGAACACUACGGUCCUAUUGCUGACAGCCGCCUCUUGUUGUCGCGGUACGGAGACCAGAGAACAGCAGACAGACUGAGACCAGCGUUUUGCGCCACUCAAGUUGAGGCAGUCUACAAGUUGAUGCUGCUGUCACUAGCAUACACGCUGCACAUUAAGAACAGCGAAAAGGAUUUGAUAGACAGAAGCUUCAACCGCUUGGUUUCGGCGGCCGUGCGCUUGGUUAACGCGUCCGGCUGGCUGGACCCAGAAAGCAGAAAUGCGGUGACCGACAAGCUGCUAUCGGCAACUAUGCAGGUCUGGCCUCCGGCUAGCUUCCUCACAAACGAAAGUUUAGAAGAGAUCUACAAGAACUUUCCUGGGCCCGGACAGGCGGAAUCAUUUGGCGGUUACUGGAUUCGGUCUCUUACGAGUCUGAGAACGAUCAAGAGGUCUCCCGACUACGAAUACAUGUCCGAUCUGCUUCACAGCUACGCGCUACCUUACCUUCAGUACGAUUACCACGUGAACAAAGUGGACAUAGCCAUCGGUGCUGUCGCCCGGCCGCUGUUUUACAGCCAGGGCACAAAUGCAAUGUUCUAUGGUGGCAUUGGAUUCUCCCUUGCCUUCGAACUGGUGAAGGCACUAGACCUGGAGGGCCUCCAAUGGCAUUCUGAUGGAGUGCUGGUUAGCUCAAUACUCAGCGAAAGCUCACGCUCAGUAUAUGAGGUGAAAGAAAACUGCCUCAACAGCAGCGAGGAAAGCGACCGCAGCCUGUUUCCGGAUAUUCCUGCGUUAGAGAUUGCUUACUCCGUCUACCUGGAUGCCUCGAAGAAUGCUGAGAACGCACUCCAAAUCAGCGAAGAUCUAACCGAAACACGGGUUUUCUUUCUUACAAUGUGUUACAUGACGUGCAGCCGGGAAGGCUUCAGUAACCCCUCCUCAGCGAACUGCAACAAAGUUGUGCGGAACUCUAUAGCCUUCGCUAAUGCUUUCGGUUGCCCGCUGGGUUCUAAGAUGAACCCUGUAAAGAAGUGCAUUUUCUUCGGCUAG